This is a messenger RNA of Suncus etruscus (white-toothed pygmy shrew), 1027 nucleotides long. RefSeq names its product rogdi atypical leucine zipper (gene ROGDI). Lineage: Eukaryota; Metazoa; Chordata; Mammalia; Eulipotyphla; Soricidae. Gene Ontology annotation, cellular component: RAVE complex. The record is from RefSeq and is a predicted model, not a curated record.
GUCCAGCCGCCGGGUGACAGUCGUCGCAGAGCUGCGAGCGACGGCGAUGGCGGCCGCGAUGGCAGCGACGACGGCGGAGCGGGCGGUGCUGGAGGAGGAGUUCCGCUGGCUGCUGCACGACGAGGUGCACGCCGUGCUGAGGCAGCUUCAAGACAUCCUCAAGGAGGCGUCGCUCCGCUUCACCCUCCCAGGCACGGGUGCUGAGGGGGCCAGCAAGCAAGAGAACUUCAUCCUGGGCAGUUCUGGCACAGACCAGGUGAAGGGCGUGCUUACUCUGCAAGGGGACGCGCUGAGCCAGGCGGAUGUGAACCUGAAGAUGCCUCGGAACAACCAGCUGCUGCACUUUGCCUUCCGUGAGGACAAACAGUGGAAACUGCAACAGAUCCAGGAUGCUCGGAACCAUGUGAGCCAAGCCAUGUACCUCCUGACCAGCCGGGAGGAGAGUUACCAGUUCCAGACAGGAGCCGAGGUCCUCAAGCUGAUGGACGCGGUGAUGUUGCAGCUAAGCAGAGCCCGCAACCGGCUCACCACCCCGGCCACUCUCACGCUGCCGGAAAUUGCUGCCAGCGGCCUCACGCGGAUGUUCGCACCUGCCCUGCCUGCUGACCUACUGGUCAACGUGUAUAUCAACCUCAACAAGCUCUGCCUCACAGUGUACCAGCUGCAACCCCUGCAGCCCAGCUCCACCAAGAACUUUCGCCCAACGGGGGGCGCUGUGCUCCACAGCCCUGGAGCCAUGUUCGAGUGGGGUCCCCAGCGCCUAGAGGUGAGCCACGUACACAAGGUGGAGUGCGUGGUCCCGUGGCUCAAUGAUGCUCUGGUCUUCUUCACUGUCUCCCUGCAACUGUGCCAGCAACUCAAGGACAAGAUCUCCGUCUUCUCCAGCUACUGGAGCUACCGGCCCUUCUGAACUGAGCCCUCGGGAGCCGCCAGAAGUAACCCCUGCUUGCCCCACCCCCUCAGGUGCUGGCCAGUACCUGGACCCCACAUUGGAUGCUAUUUAUUUCCCUUGUGGUUUGUUUUGUUU